Conger conger (European conger) is the source of this 3987-nucleotide messenger RNA. RefSeq names its product adaptor related protein complex 3 subunit mu 2 (gene ap3m2). The transcript is spliced from 9 exons. Gene Ontology annotation, biological process: intracellular protein transport; endocytosis. The record is from RefSeq and is a predicted model, not a curated record. Gene Ontology annotation, cellular component: clathrin adaptor complex; cytoplasmic vesicle. NCBI's taxonomy places the organism in Eukaryota, Metazoa, Chordata, Actinopteri, Anguilliformes, Congridae. Bases 404 to 1660 code for a protein of 418 amino acids.
UUCCGCCUCCUUAACCAAUGACUGCCGAGAGGAGGCCGGACAGCCCAGCCUUCUGAGUAACCUGAUUGGCUUUGGUGGAUGUCAUCCAUCUAAUCUCUGUUUCGGUCAAAAUAACGGAGGAGGAAGCGAACGGCCUUGUAAGUCUUUCCAUUGAAAGAAUAAAACCGGAUAAAAAUCAUUACGGAGCCGAAAACGAUACCCCCUGGCUAUUCAGACUAUCUGGACCUGCUAAGAAAGUCCAAAACUGUGACCAGGCAGUACCCCAAACCUCCGUAAAAGUUUCUCUGAACGAAGCAGCAGGGCUACCGUGUCAGACCCCUGUGGUCCGAGCGUCACAGUCCGGUCCCCUCAUCGUGUCCUAAGCCCCGGCCCCCUCAUCGUGUCCUAAACCCCGGCCGUUAGAAUGAUCCACAGCCUGUUUCUGGUCAACUCCUCCGGGGACAUCUUCCUGGAGAAGCAUUGGAAGAGCGUGGUCAGCCGCUCGGUGUGCGAUUACUUCUUCGAGGCCCAGGAGAGGGCGAGUGAGCCGGAGAAUGUGCCCCCAGUAAUCCCCACGCCGCACCAUUACCUCAUCAGCGUCCUCCGGCACCGCAUCUACUUCGUGGCCGUCAUCCAGAGCGAGGUGCCGCCGCUGUUCGUCAUCGAGUUCCUGCACCGGGUGGUUGACACGUUCCAGGAUUAUUUUGGGGUGUGCACAGAGGCAGCGAUAAAGGACAAUGUGGUGGUUGUGUACGAGCUGCUGGAGGAGAUGCUGGAUAAUGGCUUCCCUCUGGCCACCGAGUCCAACAUCCUGAAGGAGCUCAUCAAACCUCCCACCAUCCUGCGCACUGUGGUCAACACCAUAACAGGAAGCACAAAUGUCGGAGAGCAGUUGCCGACGGGCCAGCUGUCGGUGGUGCCAUGGCGACGCACAGGAGUGAAAUACACCAACAACGAGGCCUACUUCGACGUGGUGGAGGAGAUCGACGCCAUCAUUGACAAGUCGGGUUCCACCAUCACCGCGGAGAUACAGGGUGUGAUUGACGCCUGCGUCAAACUGACGGGCAUGCCCGACCUCACCCUCUCCUUCAUGAACCCCAGGCUCCUGGAUGAUGUCAGCUUCCACCCCUGCGUGCGCUUCAAGCGCUGGGAGGCCGAGAGGAUCCUGUCCUUCAUCCCCCCUGACGGAAACUUCCGGCUGCUGUCCUACCAUGUCAGCUCCCAGAACCUGGUGGCCAUCCCCGUCUACGUCAAACACAACAUCACGUUCCGGGAGGGCAGUUCUCAGGGGCGUUUCGAGCUGACGCUCGGGCCCAAGCAGACCAUGGGCAAGGCCGUGGAGUCUGUGCUCGUGAGCAGCCAGCUGCCGCGGGGAGUCCUCAACACCAACCUCACCUCCUCCCAGGGCACCUUCACCUUCGACCCCGUCACCAAGAUGCUGUCCUGGGACGUGGGGAAGAUCAACCCCCAGAAGCUGCCCAGUCUGAAGGGGUCCAUGAGCCUGCAGGCCGGCAGCUCCAAGCCGGACGAGAACCCCACCAUCAACAUCCAGUUCAAGAUCCAGCAGAUGGCCAUCUCAGGUUUGAAGGUGAAUCGGCUGGAUAUGUACGGUGAAAAGUACAAACCCUUCAAAGGCAUCAAGUACAUGACCAAGGCUGGAAAGUUCCAGGUUCGGACAUAGAGAGGGAGAGAGCUACGUCACCCAGCCCCUGGACCCCGCCACUUAGAGACCACAAAGAGAGAGAGAGGAGAGUGCAAGCGUGUGUGAGAGAUAGAAAGUGUGUGUAGGACAAAGUGUGUGAGUGUGUGAAAAAGAGAGGGUGUGUGUGAGAGUGAGAGGGAAUGAGAGUGUGAACGAGAGCAUGAGUGAAAGAGAGUGUGUGUGUGUGUGUGUGUGAGAGAGAAAUAGAGAGUGAGAGAGAGGCAGCGCUGUGUCAUGUACACACACUUCAGGUUGCUCUCACACACACAGGAGCUGCAGGCUGUGUGUGUGUGUGUGUGUGUGUGUGUGUGUGUUGGGGGGGGGGGGGCACUCUGUGUAGUAAAUAUCUCCAGGGUCACGUGUGCAGAGCUCAGAGGAAUGUCUGUGGGGAUCCGUGUCUGCCGCCGGUCUGCCUGAAACGCCCUGCUCCCUCCCUCCUUCCUGCCUAAUUACCGUCUUUCCUGGGGGAGAAUUAUCCACCCCACCCCUCCACUUAAAGCAUGUUGUUUCUUUGUAGUUUUAUAAAGGUGCUUUUCAGGUUAGUUCUCCAUUUUGGCUCUGUUCCCCUCCCCUCCUGUUUUUUGCACCGGUCGUCUUUUCCGUCCCACCACCUCUUCUUCUUCUUCUUCUUCUUCUUCUUCUUCUUCUCUUCCACACUUCCGUCCCACACCCACCCUCAUAUCCACAAAGCAUCUAUAGAGCUGGAGGACUGAUCUCAGAUCAGUUUUUGGCCUGUUUUAGAAAUUUUGCAAAGACUUUUGUAGUUCUGAUGGGAGAGGGGAUCCUGAAAAUGCAUCAGCACAAGUUUGAGUGCAGUCAGUGGUCUAGGAUCAGUUUUUGCGUUUUGGUUUGUAAUGUAUACGGUUAGGAUCUGAACAGUGGAAAGCUGAUCCUAGGUCAGUCUCCUACUCUUAAGUCUUUGUGAAGGUGGGCUUUUGUCGUGGGUGAUCUUAGUUUUGCGUUUUAGCUCAUAAUGAGUAAAGUUAGGAGGUGUAGAGGGUCCUAUCUGAUAAAACAGUAUGCUGGAGUAUAUCUGAAGUCCACCAUUUUAUACAUAAGAAUACUUGAAGUAUAAUUAAAGUUUAUGUUGAGCAUGCUUAAUGUAGUAUUUUACAUGGGGUAAUCUGUUUCUGGAUCCACAAUCCAGACAUAAUCAACGGAGGUCCUGAUCUGGGAAUAGUGUUAAAUUUGAGCUUAUUAGGAUAAAGCAGGGGGAGCUGGACAUGUAGGGCUGACCCCAGGUCAGUCGAAUCACCUCCAUGGUCCUCAGCCCAAAAUGCUCUCUCAAACCUCCACUAGAAUGGGUUUGCAAAACUCAUGAUACUUUAAGGGCCAGUUUCACAGAGACAGAUUAAGCCUAGUCCUAGAGUAAAUUCAAUUAUGAAUGGAGAUUCUCCAUACAAAACUCAAUUUAGUCCCAGACUAAGCUUAAUCUGUGUCUGAGAAACUGGGCCUAAAACUUUAGCCCCUUUAGUCACAGACACUGACAGUUACUGCAGACACUGACAUUUAAAAAAAAUGUCUUCUUUUGUUGCAAUUGACAUUUUGGUUAGUGAAAUGUAUAUGGUAUUUGCACCCAACCAAAACAAAACUUAAAAUAAAACCUUUAAUGCAGCUGCUGAGUGCAAUUUUCAGUGUCAAUUGAACACAAACAGUGUUUCACGAAAAGAGACUCAAAUGUGCUCUAGCAAUGUAAAUUGCACUCUUUCAUAAUUUAUUUGACACUAGCCAUUUUUGCUGUGUGGCUUAUUUGAGUGAUGGGGUACUACCAAUACACCCCACAUCUGAUUUCUACAAAGCUCCAUCACAACUUCAGUCACUCUGUUCCCAAGCGCCCAGAGUUUCAAACACAGGCGGCAUGCAUGGGGACCAAUAACGUAUGGCGUUCCUGACAAUAAUGCACGGCAGAAUGAUCAGUGUUAAAUCAACUCUGAUUUACGAGUUAAUAUGAGUCGAACAGGGGCCGCGGCGGCUCUGUUAGAGUCAUAAGUACUCUUUUUCCCGGUUCAGUUUACGUUGGAGAAUUGGCUGUGCGCCUAUACAGUGAUUUCAGAAUGGAGGAAAUGUGGCAAUCACUGGAGAAUGUGGACGGCCGAUUAGCCCUGGGGGACACGAUGGUGAUGACAUGACUUCUGACUUUGUUUACGUCAUCACGUCCGGAAGACGAGUCGCAGAACGUCCCAGGUCUAUAGCGUAAUGUGUCCGCAUUCCUUUUUGUUAUCAUUUUGUUGUUGUGUUCAUUUGUGUGAUUGUGAGUCGGUUUAAAUGAAGGUUUAUUGUGAUGUGAAAAUAAAGACGUGAGAACA